CUCUUAAAAGGCGGUGGCGGUGGCGGCCACGCUGCGCGCGUCCAGGCUCACCUUGGCCAUGAGCAGCGCGGCCCGCCCGGACCCAGCGGAGGCGCCCGAGGAGCGGCGUUUCCUCAGCACUGCGGAGGCGGCAGCCCUGGAGCGGGAGCUGCUGGAAGAUUAUCGCUUUGGGCGGCAGCAGCUGGUGGAGUUGUGUGGCCAUGCCAGUGCUGUGGCUGUGACCAAGGUGUUCCCCUUGUCUACUCUCUCCCGGAAGCAGAGGACAGUGCUGGUCGUGUGCGGCCCGGAGCAGAACGGGGCGGUGGGGCUGGUCUGUGCCCGGCACCUGCGGGUGUUUGAGUAUGAGCCGACCAUCUUCUACCCUACACGCUCACUAGACCUGCUGCACCAGGACCUGACUACCCAGUGUGAGAAGAUGGACAUCCCCUUCCUGUCUUAUUUGCCCACAGAGGUCCAGCUUAUCAACGAUGCCUAUGGGCUGGUGGUGGAUGCCGUGCUGGGCCCUGGCGUGGAGCCGGGAGAAAUCGGAGGCCCCUGCACUCGCGCGCUGGCCACACUCAAGCUGCUGUCCAUCCCUCUUGUGAGCCUGGACAUUCCUUCAGGCAUGCCAGGCUGGGACGCGGAGACCGGCGGCGGCGACGCCGAGGACGGGCUCCGACCGGACGUGCUGGUAUCGCUCGCUGCGCCCAAGCGCUGCGCGGGCCGCUUCUCCGGCCGCCACCACUUCGUGGCCGGCAGAUUCGUGCCCGACGACGUGCGCCGAAAGUUCGCUCUACGCCUGCCAGGCUACACGGGCACCGACUGCGUCGCGGCGCUGUGACCGCCUCCGCGUCCUCGCGGCUCGGACCCGCUCCAAUAAACAGACGUCCCCCCACCA
Messenger RNA from Hyaena hyaena (striped hyena), 877 nucleotides. It is a transcript of the gene YJEFN3, whose product is annotated as YjeF N-terminal domain containing 3. The coding region runs from base 59 to 820 and encodes 253 amino acids. The record is from RefSeq and is a predicted model, not a curated record. The transcript is spliced from 6 exons. Lineage: Eukaryota; Metazoa; Chordata; Mammalia; Carnivora; Hyaenidae. Gene Ontology annotation, molecular function: NAD(P)HX epimerase activity. Gene Ontology annotation, cellular component: mitochondrion.